AAGGGGCUGAAGUUGAAGUUAGCGCCGGUCGACACACACACGCCUGUAGCUCCUGUGUGUUUGUGUGUUUUCACCAUUUCUCGUGUGUUUUCGUGGACUUCACACCGGACGCUAUGGGAGUACACCGGCUGUCAGCGUCCUGUCAAAGGAUUUUCAAAGUUCCUGAAGCGUGAGGGGAGAAAACGGACAGAAAAUUCCUGGAAGAGUCACCUAACUCGACCUCAGGUCUGAGGUCCUUGUGGGUGAAUUAAAGAUGGCAGCUUCAGGAACAACCCUCCUCACUUUAGCAGCAGUGCUCCUGCACGUGGGAAGAUGUCAGGCGAGUGUGGAAAAGGGAAAGGACAGCUCGCCGCUGAGGUUCACGCACCAUCUCUACAACGUCACCAUCAAUGAGAACUCUGCACCACGGACGUACGUCGAGACGCCUGUGAAGAUGGGCAUCGAAGUGACGGAUCCGUUCUGGGAAAUUGCCUUUCAUGUCGUCUCAGGUGAUGACGAUGGCCUUUUCCAAGCGGAGGCCGUCAAAGUUGGCGACUUCUGCUUCCUCAGGAUCAAAACUCGCACUAGCUACUCAGCACUCCUCAAUCGGGAGGUCAGAGACACUUACACUGUCACUGUUGAGGCAAUCGAAAGCACUUUUGACUUUGACUCGAAGACAAAGGUGUUUGUCCAGGUGCUUGACACCAAUGACUUAAAGCCUCUUUUCUAUCCUGCCUCUUACAACGUGGCCAUUAAUGAGGACACACCACUCAAGUCAAGUGUGGUGAGGGUUAGUGCCACAGACGCUGACGUUGGGAGCAACGCUGAGUUUUAUUACUCUUUCACCAGCAGAGCUCAUCCCUUCGCCGUCGACCCUUUCACAGGCACGGUCAGCGUUGUCAAGAAGCUCAACCGCACCCGGUCGGAGAGAUACGACCUCACAGUUUUAGCUGAGGACAGGACCAAGAAAAUAUCUGGCGUUCAAAAGUUUGGUAAUGUCGCCAGAGUCACAGUAAACGUGGGUAAGAUGUCGAACGGGCCCCUGUUUGUCACAUGUCCCCGAAAGCCCUCGGUGUCUGCAGACGGCAAAAUAAGUAUCAGUGUCCACGUGGAGGGAGGAAUCAAGUCUGUGAAAUCCCUUAAUAUUGUUGGAGGAGAUCCACACAAGUGUUUUGAGAUAAUCCCCUCAGGUGUUCAGGGCACUGACUUCCAAGUGAUCUCGACAAAGAGGAUUAUCUUGUCUCAAACUCCUUCUGGGCUGAAUCUUUCCCUCCAAGCUAAAGACAGGAGCUUCCCGACUUCACUCUCUCCAAUUACACAAAUCCACAUUCCGGCCUAUCAUUACAGCCCAUUGGCAUUUUUGGAAGACACCUACAUUGCCACACUGAGUGAGUUUUCCCCUCCCAAAAGUCACGUUCUGAAGGUUUCUGUCAACGUGGCGUCUUAUAACGUUACCUUUAGCAUCAAAAAUAAUCCAGACAGCUCCAAAUUUAGGAUAAAUCCCAAAACGGGGAUUAUCAUAACAACGGCAACAUUUGACCACGAGAGUAAGGAUCGAUACGAGUUUGAUGUAGUGGCCAGUCACGGUGAAGCGGAGACUCACAUAGUGGUUGAGAUAACAGAUGAAAAUGACAACGGCCCAGAGUUCACCCGGAGCUCCUACCAGGCCACGCUGGAUGAAAACAGCCCCGUUGGCAGCAGCGUUUUGAAAGUAGCAGCCACGGACAGAGAUAGCGGCAAAAAUGCCUUUGUGACUUACUCCAUUGCCAACUCAGGCCCCUUACCUUUUACAAUAGACCCCUUUACUGGUGUCAUCUCAACCUCCGAACACUUGGACUACGAGCGCAUGAAACGGCGGUACCACCUGAGGGUGUGGGCCUCGGACAGCGGCAGCCCCUUCAGCCAGGUCAGCGAAUGUCCCGUGACGAUAACUCUGAACAACGUCAACGACAACAUCCCCCUGUUUGAGAGGGUGGGCUGCAAUGCCACCGUACCUCAAGACGUACGUGUGGGACACACGAUAUGCCAGCUGUCAGCCAUCGACCUAGAUGAGCUGCAGCAGCUGACGUACGUCAUCGUGUCAGGAAAUGAGCCCCAAGUGUUUGGAAUUGACCCUGUGUCAGGAGCCAUCACCCUCAGGCAACAGAUUCACCUGGGAUCAGGUUCGUUCACUUUGAGAGUCGUAGCCACGGAUGGAAAACAUCGCUCCGAAGCAACAGUUGUCAGGAUCACUGUCACGAACAGAGGCGAUGAGCCGACGCUCCACUGCCGGGAAACGGACAUCUUAAAACAGCUCACCGAUAAACUGAUCGAGUCCAUCGAACCCAUUUUAACCAAUCAAGAGGAAGAGUCGUUCUCCGAUAUUCACAUCACCAACCGAUACUCUCCCAAGUUCGACAUCAGCAUUCCCAGCUCCAUUGAGCUCAUUGAGGACCAUCCGCUGAAUUCCAGCAUUGUUCAGUUCAAGGCCACAGACAGCGACACCGGGUUUAACAGCAAACUGGUUUAUUCCAUUUCCAGCGGGAACGAAGACGGCUGCUUCUCCAUUGACACUUUCUCGGGUGACCUUGUGUUAGUUUGCCCACUCGACAGAGAGAGUAAAGAGUUCUACAUUCUGAACAUCACCGUUUACGACUUGGGAACGCCGCAAACAUCCGCAUGGAAAUUUAUCGCAGUGAAUGUCAUGGACGUCAACGACAACCCCCCUGUGUUCGAUCAGCACAGAUAUGUCAUACGUGUGCCGGAAAACAUAGACGUUGACUCUGUUAUUUUUACGGCACGCGCCGUCGAUCUGGACGCAGAGACAAAUGGUAACGUCCUGUAUUCCCUGCUGACGUCUACCGACAUGUUCGGGAUUGAUGCCCUGACGGGGGAGGUCACUGUGAGGCAGCAUCUGGAUCGAGAAACCUCGCCAAGGCACGACCUGAUGAUUGAAGCCAGAGACCAGGCCAAACUCGGCCCUCAGUUGUUCUCCAUGCUCGACCUUGUGGUUGUACUGCAAGACGUUAACGAUAACCCACCCAAGUUUGUACCCAAGGUUUACAAAAUAAAAGUCCCCGAGGACGUUCCUGUGGGCACCCAUCUUGUCUGGGUGGAGAGCGUCGACUUGGAUCUGGGCAUCGGCGGCCUCGUCACCUACAACCUCAAGAACACAGAGAGCGGGAUCUUUCACCUUGACUCCUCCACUGGCGCCCUGACCCUUGAGAGGGAGCUGGACUUUGAGAGGAGGCCAUCUUACAACCUCACCAUCCGGGCUGUCGACCACGGCCUCCCUCGCUCCCUCUCCUCCUCCUGCUUCGUGGAAAUCCAGGUUCUGGACGUCAACGAGAACCUCCACACGCCGGUGUUCUCAGAGUUUGUGUACGAAUCGGGCGUGAUGGAGGACGCCGCCGUGGGGACGUCUGUGGUCACGCUUACAGCUUCGGACAAGGACCUGGGCAGAGACGGAGUCGUUAGGUAUCACAUCCACGAAGGAUCUGGUGUCGGAGUUUUCACCAUCGAUGAGGAAACAGGUGUGAUUCGUACAACUGAGACCUUGGACCGCGAGACGAUACCUCACUACUGGCUGUCCGUCUAUGUCACCGACCUGGGGACCGAGCCUCUGAUCUCCUGGACUCACGUCUUCCUGGAGGUGCUGGACGUUAACGAUAACGCUCCGGAACUUUCCCAGCCCGUGUACUUUGCAUCUGUCCAGGAGAACGUGGACAAGGUCAAAUCUGUCGUCCAGGUGUCAGCCACAGAUGUGGACACUUCAUCUGAGGGGAAGCUUUCCUUCCAGAUGCCGGAACCUCACCGGAAGUAUUUCGAAGUCGACUCCAAAACAGGUGUUAUCAGCACUCGCUCAGCCUUGGAUCGGGAGGCUAAGCCGGAGCACUGUAUCGAGGUCAUCGUGUCAGACAACGGAUCUCCAUCGCUUCGCUCCACCGCCACCGUAGUGAUCCGAGUUCUGGACGCCAACGACAACCGACCAAAGUUCACCGACAAACUUUUCCACGUCAAGCUGCUUGAACAGCGCCACCAGGAGGGUAAAAAGGACGUCUACAGGAUGGUCGCCCGUGAUGGUGAUGAGGGUUCGAACGCUGUGGUGACCUACAUGCUCCAAGACAACAAGGACGAGCGCUUUGAGAUCGACUCGGUGACGGGCGAGGUGACAUCGCACGGGGAUUUCUCCCCCGGGAACUACAGCAUUCUCACGAUCAAAGCCACAGACGAAGGCCACCCCUCCCGAUCGUCCACAUCCCGACUCGACAUGGAGUGGAUCGCCCGCCCGCCCCCGUCUGCCGAGCCAAUCACGUUCGAGGAGCCCCACUUCACCUUUGCCGUCAUGGAAAAGGACAACGUCACACACAUGGUGGGCAUCAUCAUGACGGAGACGCAACAGCUGAGGUGGUUUGAUAUCGUAGGUGGGGAUGAAGAAAAGGACUUUGACAUCCAGAGGAAUAGUGGAACCAUCUCCAUCGCCCGCCGCCUCGAUGCGGCUCGCCGCUCCAACUACAACCUGACGGUGCGAGUCACCGACGGCCACCACACGGCCACCACACAGGCCUACAUCCGGGUGCUGGACAUGAACGAACACCGGCCGGUCUUCCUGAAGCCGCUGUACGAGGUGAGGGUUCCUGAGGACACCUCCCCGUGGAAGGACAUCCUGCAGAUCAGUGCUCAGGACGCCGACGCCAACAGCAAGCUGGUGUUCUCCAUCCACAGCAGCCUCCACCCUGACAGCACCAAGUUCUUCCACCUGGACCCAAAGAGCGGCGUCCUGGUGAUGACGGAGGAGCUCGACUAUGAGAUGAUCUCUGUUCAUACUCUCAUUGUCAUGGUGCGUGACCAGGAGAUCCCAGUGAAAAGGAACUUUGUGAAGGUGGUGGUUCACGUGGAGGACUGCAACGACCACUCGCCAGCGUUCCUCAGCCCUCGGUACGAGGCCACCAUCUCCAACCUGGCCCCUACUGGCUCCGAGGUGAUCCGCGUCAAGGCGCUGGACAAGGACAUGGGCAGCAAUGCAGACGUCAGCUACUCUCUGCACUCAGGAAACAUCGACCACAUCUUCUCCAUCGAUCCUGAGCUGGGCUCCAUCACUGUCUCUAAGCCUUUGGAUCUCCAGCCUCAGGACCUGUUCCACCUGACGGUGAAGGCCACCGAUCAGGGCUUCCCUCAGCGCAGCGACCUCUGCUCCAUCCACGUCCACAUCCGCAUCUCCGACCAUUCCCCCCCCACCUUCCUUCUGGACGAAUACCUAACAGAGAUCAGUGAGCUAAGCACCUUCGGAACGCCGGUCGUCACCAUCUCGGCUUCCAGCCCCGCUGCAGUGCAUUAUGGGAUAGAAAGUGGAGAUCCAAAUGGGAUGUUUCACAUCAACCCCUCCACCGGGGUGAUUUCAACCCAACAGCACCUUGAUUUUGAGAACUGUGUUUCCUACAAACUCAAAGUCACAGCUUCCACGACAGCCGGAGCCUCGUCCAGGACCCUCGUCCACAUCUACGUGAUGGACGAGAACGACAAUGCUCCUGCUUUUCAGCAGAGGGCGUACUCGGGGCACAUCGGUGAGUCGGCGACCAUGAACAGCCUGGUGAUGGGAGAAGGAAACAUUCCUCUGGUCAUCCAGGCGUCCGACGCUGACAGAGAUGUAAACUCACUGCUGGUGUAUCAGAUCCUCGAGCCCGACAUCCUGAACGUUUUUAAGAUGGACUCCGGUAUGGGAACCAUCUCUUUAAUUUCACCAGUCGACUUUGAAACCAGGGCCGAGUAUCACUUCACGGUGCAGGUGAAGGACUCGGGGGAGCCAUCGCUGUUUGCGGCCGAGCCCGCCAAGGUGACUGUUCGCAUCCUGGACCUGAAUGACUGCCCCCCCCAGUUCACCGCCCCGGUGUACGAGCCGUCCGUCAUGUUCCCGGCUGUCAGACACUCAGAGGUCGUGCGCGUCACGGCCCAUGACGCCGACUCGUCAGUCUCAUACAGCAUCACUGAGGGGAAUCUUAACAACGCUUUUUCUGUUCACCCCGAAACCGGCGUCAUCACCGUGAGCAACGUGUCUGAAUUCAGGACGUUUUAUCAACUCGUUGUCAAAGCCUCCGACGGCCUCUACAAAGACUCGGCCACCGUCAUGAUAAAUGUAACAAACCUCACAGCGAGCGACCUCGGGUUCGAGCAGAGCGUUUAUUCAGCGAGCGUCACAGAAAACCUCAAGACGGUCAAAACGUUAGCGGCACUGAAAGCAACAGGCUGCCAUUUCAACGAGCCUCUUUUAUAUUCUGUGCUAAACCCAAUGGGGAGGUUUGCGGUGUCCCAGACGUCGGGCGUUCUUGAAACAACGGGUGUCCCCUUUGACAGGGAGGAGCAAGACGUGUACAAUGUGGUGGUGAAGGUAGAAGACAUGAGGACCCCAGCCAGGACGGCCACAGCUCAGGUGAAGGUGUUCAUAGAUGAUGUCAAUGACAAUGCUCCACAGUUUCUAAAUCUACCGUUUUCAAUGAUGAUUACUGAGGACACGGAACCGGGAGAUGUUUUAUACCAAGUAAUUGCCGUCGAUAAAGAUCUGGGUGAAAACGGAUCCAUCAUGUAUUCACUAGAGGAAGAUUACAACCUGUUCAGAAUCGAUCCCGAUGUCGGCGACGUGUCCCUUCAGAGGCCGGUGGACUUUGAGGCCCUGAACAAGUACGUGUUGAGGGUCUUGGCUGUGGACGAGGCUGAGCCCACUCACACCACAACGGCGCAGCUUGCUAUUCAGGUGAGGAAUCGAACCAACCCCGUUUUCCAGACUCUUCUUUACCCGCUGAAGGUCCCUGAAAAUGUCCCGACCUUCACCACCAUCCUGCACGUCCAGGCCAGAAAUCCUGAGGGCUAUCGGCUCAUCUACAAUCUUGAAGAGGAAAACGCCUCGAGACACUUUCACAUCGAUUUCAAAACGGGCGUUUUGACCAUCACCAACCCGCUGGACUACGAGAGUGAGACGAUGCACGUGUUAACGGUCCGAGCGACGGAUUCUGUGACCGGAGCUUUCUCCGAGGCCUCGAUAGAAAUCGAAGUGGAGGACGUGAACGAUAACGCACCGGUGUUCUCGAAGCCAAAGUACAGCGUGAACAUUGCUGAAGCGCUUCCUGUUGGUUCUUCAGUGAUUCAAGUGUCUGCCUCCGACAGGGACUCUGGUCAGAAUAAAGAUUUGACCUUCGAGAUAAUGAAAACUGAGGGAAACGAGACAGAUUUCUUCGACGUCGACCCGAGCAGCGGGUUGAUCGUCACAAAACAAGUCCUGGAUCAUGAAAACACAAAGCACUUUACUUUGAAAAUCAAAGCCAUUGACCACAGCUCUGCUCCUCUCAGCAGUGAAACCAGCGUGUUUGUAAAUGUCACAGAUGUCAAUGACAACCCACCAGACUUUGUCACCUCCCAGUACGGAGCCAAUCUGGAUGAAAUGGCAAAGUGUGGCCACAUCGUCAUCAAGAUCCAAGCUUCGGAUCCCGACACCGGCGACCUGAAUAACCUCAAGUACAAAAUCCUCUCGGGGAACGAAGGCCGUUACUUCAACAUCAACGAAUCCUCGGGAAUCAUCUCCUUCUCUAACGUGUGCAAGAGGAACCUGGAUCCUUACUACAACCUGACAGUGGCCGUGUCUGACGGCGUGUUUCAGAAAACUGCACCGGUCAAUAUCGACAUGAUAAACAGCAACAGACACAGUCCGUACUUCAAGCAGAGCGUCUACGAGGCCGAGCUGGCUGAGAACGCCGAGGCGGGGACUCGUGUGAUCCGAUUGGCUGCCAUCGACCCUGACGACGGGCCCUACGGCAGCGUGGACUACACCAUCAUCAACAAACUCGCCGACGAGAAAUUUGCCAUCGACGUUGACGGACAGAUCGUUACCACACAGCCGCUGGACAGAGAGAACCCAGCCCAGAGGGUGAUCGCUAUUAAAGUGAUGGCGAAGGACGGCGGCGGAAAAGUGGCCUUUUGCACCGUGAAGAUUAUUCUCACCGACGAGAACGACAACGUGCCUCAGUUCAAAGCGUCGGAAUACCAGGUGUCGAUUCAGUCAACGGUAAAUAAAGGCUCCCCGGUCAUUCAGAUCAUGGCGUACGAUGCAGACGACGGCAAAAACGCAGACGUCACGUACAGCGUCGACGAAGCCGAAGAGAUGACCGAAGACAUCAUUGAGAUCAACCCUUUCACCGGAGUCGUGAGCGUGAAAGAGAGCCUCGUGGGCAAAGAGAACAAGAUCUUCAACUUCAAGGUCAAGGCUCGGGACGGCAGCCUUCCCUUCUACAACUCCACCGUCCCCGUCCAGGUCAAAGUGGUUUCUCCCGAGGUUCCUCUCCCAAAGUUCUCAGAGCCUCUCUACACCUUCUCAGCUGCCGAGGACGUCCCCAUCGGGACGGAGAUCGGCUCCGUGAGGGCCAACUCCAACACGCCGCUCAUCUACAGCCUGGUGAACGGGAACACGGUGGAGAGCAACAGGGACAGAGUUUUCAGCCUGGACAAGGAAAGCGGGACUCUGCUGGUGCAGAAGACCAUCGACCACGAGAAGACGAAGUGGUACCAGAUAGACGUGAUCGCUCAGGGGAACCACAACGGGACCGACGUGGCCUCACUGGUGUCCGUCAGUAUCCAGGUCCAGGAUGUGAACGACAACCAGCCGGUGUUCGAUGCCAGCCCGUACAGAGCCUUCCUGGCUGAGAACAUGCCGGCUGGAACCACUGUCAUACAGGUGACCGCCAAUGACCCGGACACCGACAACAACGGUAUUGUGACCUACACCUUGGAGUCACUCUCUGAUGACGCCACUGCUGACGUCACGGAGGUGUUUUCCAUCGACGGCGAGGGCGGCUGGAUCACGACCACGCGGGAGACGGACUGCGAGACCACCAGAGUCUACAGGUUCAACGUGGUGGCGACAGAUCACGGCGGCGACGUCAAGCUGUCGUCCAGCGUCCUGGUGGAGGUGACGGUGAUGGACGAGAACGACAACCCGCCCAAGUUCUCCGAUGACGUGUACCACGGCUCGGUGGUGGAGGACAGCAGUCCAGGGGAAGUCAUCGUCUCCAUGACAACCACAGAUGCCGACGUGUCUCUGGAGAACCGGCUUGUGACAUGUUACAUCACAGACGGCGACCCGUUGGGCCAGUUCGCCAUCAUCCAGCAGGACGAGGGCGAGUGGGGCUUGAUCGUGAAGGAACGUCUGGACCGAGAGACCAAAGACAGAUACACGCUCCGAGUCAUCGCCACCGACGGGAAGUCGGAGGCUGCGGUCGCCGUGGACGUCCACGUGCUGGACAUCAAUGACAACAGUCCGCAGUGUGACCAGCUGGUGUACACAGAGGUGGUGAUGGAGAACUCGCCCUCCAGCAUGUUUGUGCUGAAGGUUUCCGCCUCAGAUCCGGAUGUGGGCGCUAAUGGCCAGAUCUCCUACACCCUCCACGGUCCCGACGCAGACAAGUUCCAUCUCGACCACAGGACAGGCGAGCUGUUCACUCUGGCCGUGUUGGACCGUGAGAGGGAGGCGGGGUAUAACCUGGUGGCGAAGGCGACGGACGGCGGGGGCCGGUCCUGCCAGGCGGACAUCCUGCUGAUGAUCCAGGACAUGAACGACAACCCGCCUCGCUUCUCCUCCAGCCACUACGAGGUCACCGUGUUCGACAACACCACCCUGCGGACGCCCGUCGCCGUCAUAUACGCCCAAGACCCAGACACCGGAAUAAACUCCGAGGUGAAGUACUCCCUCCUGGCAGGAGACGACGGUUACUUCUCUGUGGACGAGUUUUCGGGGGUUCUGCGUCUGGAGCGACCUCUGACCUCGGACACCCCGCCCUCCUUCGAGCUGAAGGUGAAAGCCACCGACCGAGGGCUGCCCCGUCACCUCUACUCCAUCGCCACCAUGACGGUGGACGUGGUUUCCCUGGACAACUACCAGCCCGUCUUCCUGAGCUCCGAGUACACCGCCCAGCUCCCGGAGUCCGUAGCGGUGGGGGUGGAGGUGCUGAGCGUCUCCGCCCUCACCACGGAUGGAGGAGGGCCGGAACCUGUCGUGUAUCGCAUCGUGUCCGGUAACGAGGACGGACGUUUCCUGUUGGACUCAAGAACAGGCCUCCUGACCCUCAGCGCUCCGCUGGAUUUCGAAGUUUUGCGGGAGUACUACUUGUCUGUGGAGGGAAGUCGGGGCAAGUCGUCCCUCAGCGACAUCACCACGGUUAUCAUCAACGUGACGGACGUGAACGACAACGCGCCGGUUUUCGGACGGGGCGACUACAGCGCUGACAUAACGGAGGACAUGACGCCCGGAAGCCUGGUGAUGAAGGUUGCAGCCACUGAUCUUGACGGUCCGAUCAACAACCUGCUGCGUUACUCCAUCGUGAGCGGAGACCCUCUGCAGCAGUUCUCCAUCCACCCACGCAGCGGAGAAGUCACGGUGCGGACGGCCGUGGACAGAGAGGAGAUCCCUCACUACUCUCUGACGGUGCAGGCGGCGGACGAAGGAAAUCCUCCUCUGUCCACUGCGGUUCACAUCACCAUCUCCGUCACUGACGUCAACGACAACCCGCCGGUCUUCUCACAGGUCAACCACAAUCUGCUGCUGCAGGAGGGCGAGUCGGUCGGCAGCAGCGUCCUUCAGCUCGUGGUGACGGACAGGGACACGCCGAGGAACGGCGCACCUUUCUCUUACCACAUCGUGAGCGGGAACGAGGAUCGCCGCUUCCACGUCGACCAGGGCGGCCUGCUGUCGCUGUCCGCGCCGCUCAGGAAGAAGGUCAAACCCCGACAUCAGCUCAAGAUACAGGUGACGGACAGCGGCCACCCCCCCCUCUCCUCCAUCUGUGUGGUCAGCAUCAACGUCACCGAGCCGAGCAUGUAUCCCCCCUCUGUGGUUCCUCUGGAGGUCUUCAUCACCACCUCUGGAGGCCUGUUUGCCAACCGGGUCAUCGGCAGACUCCACGCGUCGGACCAGGACCUGCAGGACGUGCUCGCCUACAAGCUGGUGUCAGAAAGCCCGCCCGGAGGCGUGUUCUCCGUCGACCUCGCUGAUGGUAAAAUCUGGGCGGAUGAAAAUCUGGAGGAGGGCUCGUAUUCGCUCAACGUCAGCGUGACCGACGGGAAGUUCAGCGUCUGCACCGGGGUCAAAGUUCACGUGUGGGCGGCCGACCAGAGGGCGCUGGACUCCGGCCUGACGCUGCAACUGGACAGGAUGUCGCCAGAGGAGUUUCUGGGAGAUCACUGGAGAGGCCUCCAGCGCAGCCUGAGUCAGGCUCUGGGUUUACCCAGACAGGAGCUCCACCUGGCCAGCCUGCAGCAGCAGGACGCCCAGGUCCUGGAGCUCCUGCUCAUCUGGAGGCAGGAGAGUGGACUGGUCCAGACUCUGCCGACCAGCCGACUCUCAGGAAUCAUAUUAGACAUGGAGGACUCUCUGGGCCUGAGCAUCCGCCGGGUGAGCCACAACGGCUGUGUGGACGCCGGCUGUCCGCCACGCGGCUGCAGGAACGCCGUCCGGCUGACGGGAGAGCGGCUCGGCCAUUUCACCACGGCCAGAGCUGGUUACAUCACCCCCCAGCACGCCUGGGAGAGCGUCUGCCCCUGUAACGAGACGGCAGUGAGGUUCGAUGGUAAAUCUUACCUGAAGUACCUGCACAGGAUGGACGAGGACAACCACGAGUUUAAACUGUCGCUGAAGUUCAAGACCUCUCGGGAUCAAGGGCUCAUCGCGUCGGCCAACAGCUCCAACGACUGGGGCGUCCUACAGCUGACCAGCGGAGAGCUGCUCUUCAGGUUCAGCUGUGGAAACGCCGCCCCUGGUUCGCUGCUCGUCAGAUCCGCUCCUCUCUCAGACGGCCGGUGGCACAGCGUCCUGCUGGAGGUCAACUCCACCGCCCUGAGGCUGACCCUGGACCAGCAGCACCCGGCCUCCAGCGCCCUGACCGAGCCGUGCCGGAUGAUGCGCUCCCACGGUGCUUUGCUUUUCGCUUCGCCUUCACAGGGCUCCCCACCCGAGGGCCACGGGCACCUGCCUAACUUCAGCGGCUGCCUGGAGGGCCUGGAGCUGAACGGGGAGCCGAUCGGAGUGGGCGACGCGGCGGAGUGGACGGGCUCCGGGAGCCGGAGGCUGUUCGGGGUGUACCAGUGCUGCAGCCGAGCAGGAGCCUGCGACGUCAACCCGUGUCUGAACGGAGGCGUCUGCGAGGAGGACGCUACCGCAGAUCCACGCUGCAGGUGUGCGGGACUCUUCCACGGCGCCCGCUGCGAGCUGGACCACAACCCGUGUGCCUCUGAGCCGUGUGCCCACGGCCGGGUGUGUGUGCCCAAGGCUCAAGGCUACAUGUGCAACUGCUCUCUGGACGACGCUGAAGCACGCUGCCACAACCUCAUCGACGUCUGUUCUCCGAAUCCGUGUCCUGGAGGUUUCGACUGCAAAGUCACCGACGGCUCGAUUCACUGCGACCCUCUGCCUCAGAAGCUAAAUCCAAUGAUCGGCUACAUGGAGAUCAUGGAGAUCAGUGCCAGCGUGCUGGGAUUACUUUUCCUGGUCAGCGUCUUUGUUUGCGUCAGGAAACGUUACGUUCAGCAUAAGAUGAAGAAGAAGAAGCCGGUCUGCGUCCAGGACUCCAAUGGGUAUUUCCAGCCCAGUUUGACCAAGAGCCUCAAAGCCAACAACCAGGAACUGAACCCCAUCGAGAUGAGCUCCAUGGUCGGUCCCACCAACGACCUGGACAGCACGCCGUUCAGGUCGCUGCGCCCCUGCAGCCAGAUGGGUCUGUGCGGUGGCAGGGUUUCUCCUUCAAAGAUGCAGGGGCCGGUUGUGUGCAGUGUGGCCCCCAACCUCCCGGCCAGGCCCCCGUCCAGCUCCGACAACGACUCCAUCAGGAAGAACCACUGGGACAUGGACUACGAAGUGUACCCGGCGGAUCCCGACUACUACGGCCGUCCGUCCGUCCAGGAGUUCCCUCAGUUCGACAUCGUGGAGGACACGUACCCCAGCGGCACCGUGGACUCGCGGAGGAACUCUCGAUUCAACGGCUUCCCCUUCCCGCUGGACCGCUGUGACCGCCGCGCCCCCCUCCCGCCGUGCUACAGCAACCAGAACCUGGACAACUUCCUGGGUCCCGACGGGCUUCCCCUCCCCCGCUCCCAGUGCCCCAACGAGUACACGGCCAUCAGCUACUACCCGGCCCAGAACACCCGCAGCCCGGACAACGUGUCGGGCGGCUACAAGAGACUCAGCAUGCGUCUGAGCGUGGCCAUGCCGUCGUACGCGGAGCAGGCCGACCCGCCACCGGCGCCCAACCCGGCCCAGCCGCAGACACGACCCGCCGGGCCGAACCCGAGGAGCUACGACAGGACAAGCAUGGUGGGCAGCGACUACGGGAGCUGUGAGGAGGUGAUGUUCUAAGGUCCACCGGCCCUCUGCUCUCAGGCAGCUCUGAAGUAGAAGAACGAGAAGUUCAGCAGAAGUUCAUCUUUCUGUGGAGCUCUCGUUAAGAAGGGGGGUGAAAUGUGAACAGUAUUACAGACUCGACUGUUUCAAAGUCAGAACAAGGGCCAAACUUUUUCAUUUUUUAAGCCUCAACCAGGGAGAGAAUCUGACUCCAGAGAAACGGGUCAUGAACACGUGUGGAGAACCACGACUCCUGCGUUGGUCAACACACAUCAUGUGACUCCUGACUUUAAAUUUGAUGCCACGAGAGCUCAGCACUGUUUGACGUGAUUAAACACGAGGUCAGUGCGAAAUGUCUUUGUGAUGAAAUCCUGAAAAGAGGUUUGAUGAGGAUGUUGAGGAUGAAGAGUAAAAGCUUCAUCAUCAUCUCUACUGUUUCUGCUGGUGCAGGUUCGUCUCUAUAUGAAAAGAAGAGGAUCAGAAAGAAGCCGCAGGUUUAAAGUCACUGUUUCACAUCACGACGUAUUAAAAGUGACAUUACGCUCAUUUCAUGCAGGAGAAACAUCUCAGUCGUUGAUCAGCUCGUUGUCGUUUGUCCGUCACGACGUUCGGAGGCUGGAUCCUCAAACAGACUCGAGUGGUCGUGAUGUUUCGUGGUGAAGUUGAUGUGUUUGAACUUUAAGAUGUUUAUUCCUGUAGAUUCUGUCGAUGUUGAAUCUGAUGGAUUUGAAUGAGUGAGAACUUUCUCUCUGGUGGAGAUUCUGUGUUUGUGGUGAACUUCUGCUUCCUCCUGAUAAAAGAAACACUCCAUGUGGAGCAGGAGAGGAAACGUCUGUGCAGCCAUUUUAAAUGUGCUUCAGAUGGAAGAGAUUCUUGUUUUGGUCCCGAGCUCGUUGUGCAAAGUGAGUUUUACUGAAUAUUAGAGUCGAUGCUUUGGCCUGAACUUCAUUUUCUUCAAAAGAAACAGUUUGACAGUAAAAAGACGAGAUUUUCACAUUACAGACAUUUCUUUAAAAAAGAAUUUCAAUGACGAACGAUUUUAAAUAAUCUGUGUCUCGGUUUUGGUUUAUGAAACUUUAAAAACCAGUCAAAUGACCUUCACUUAUCAAAUCUGUCUUUAAACAACUUUUUCUUUUUUGACCCAAAGUGAAUUUACUGUCGACAUAAAAGGCAAAAAAAAGUUGAUACUUGAGAAGUUUCAUUUAGCAAAUAUCUACAAUUUUAUACUUUACAAAUGACCUCAGUCUAAAACGAGUGAAAAGCAUCAAUCUUUUUAUUGAAGAAUGAUUGAAAAUGAAAUUAAAACUUCAAAAAGUAUUUAAUCUAUCGUAUGAAAUAGAGAAAGAACAAAAGAAUCCUAAAAUCUGAGCAGCUUUUAUCUGAAUGUUACUUUACUUACUCAUCAAUUGUUCAGAAAUCCACAGUCGAAUAAUUUCAGGUCUAAAAGUAUUCAUUUCUCAGUGUUGUUUAAUAAAAUAAACCUGCAGCCAUGUUUGUUAAAGUACAACAUAAACUGAGCCACAGUAAAAGUACAUAUAUAUAUAUAUAUAUAUAUAUAUAUAUAUUUUAUAAUUUGUCCACUCAACAUUUUUCAAACGUCGCUAUGACAACGAGUGAUGGUCCUGAUCAGGUCGCUGGUGAAUUCCAGUGCAGAUAAACUCAAUCCAGCUGUUUGGACAGUGUGUGUGUGUGUGUGUGUGUGUGUGUGUGUGUGUGUGUUCACGGUGUUUACUGCUGCUGUGGGGACGCAAAGGAUGCUGGGUAAUCUCGGAGGUUGAGCAGAGACACACACAAGUGUUUAAAGUAAAUUAAACGUAUUUAGUUUUAAUUGUAAAAAAACAAACGCUUAAGAGAAAAGUAUUUGACAUUUCUGAAGACGUUGAACUUGGUCAGAGACGCGGAGUUCGAUAAGUUGCUCUCCUGCUGUAACAGCACUUUACAAAUCACAUGAGAAACAAACCACGACACAGAAAAAUAACAUUUACGUCUCAGAAAAACCUUUAAAAUUUAGAAACCUGGAUGAAUCGAAUGAGCUUUACUCAGAGUAUUAAUACUACUUCUGUACUUAAUUAAGUUUUCUAAGGAAUAACAGACUUUUAAAGAUCAGAGAAACUAAACUAAUCCACUUUAUGCAGAUUUUGAAUCAUAUGUUGUUACAUGUGCUGAAUCCUGCUCAAAGAUUUCACACCAUCGCUGUUGUUGUUGCUGUGGGUUGAUGUAGAAUCAUGUUUAUAAAAAGAUGUAACUAUCUGCAGGUGUUGUGUUGUGUUGUAUAAACAGUUUGUGCCUGUGUGUUGUUGUUGUUUGUGCAGAUUUCACUUGAAUGUGCGUUUGUCUUCAUUCAUUCAUAAAGUUUAUUUUUCUAUCAAUGUGGGCCCCCCCCCCAUGUUUUGCUCUGUUUCUCUGUGAGAGAUUUUUAUUAUGAUGCCAUCCUUCUGUUUUUGUUUUCAACCAUGUAAAGAGAAUAUGAAUAAAGAUAUUAUCUUCUAUGAACCCGA
Molecule: messenger RNA, 15828 nt
Organism: Hippoglossus stenolepis (Pacific halibut)
Lineage: Eukaryota; Metazoa; Chordata; Actinopteri; Pleuronectiformes; Pleuronectidae
Gene: fat2
Product: FAT atypical cadherin 2
Exons: 29
Coding region: 254-13345 (4363 amino acids)
Biological process (GO): homophilic cell-cell adhesion
Cellular component (GO): cell-cell junction; plasma membrane
Molecular function (GO): calcium ion binding
Source: RefSeq, a predicted model, not a curated record